UUUUUCUUUACAUAUUAUUUUUUGCUCACCAUCCAUCGCAUUAUAUACGCUUUACUCACAUCUUUAUUACGAUUUAUUUAUACAUCUACUGACAUGAAGUUUUUGUCUACUGUUAUGCUAGCCGCGCUCGCUUCGGCCGUCAGCGCAUAUACGGUGCUCGAUGCGACCAGCUUUGAUUCUGGCAUUCAGACAGGAAAAUGGCUUGUAAAGUACUACUCGCCAACGUGCCCGUGGUCAAAGCGGUUUGCCCCCGUGUGGGAGCAGGUUUACACCGACCUUCAGGACCAGUUGGCGCCCAAUGACGUGUUUUUUGCCGAAGUCGACUGCAAGGCAUUCCGCGCCAUCUGCGACAACGCUGACAUUGAUGGCUACCCGACGGUCGUGUACUACAACGAAGGCGUGAAUAAGGGUGAGGUCCCUGGUGGACAGGACUACGAGGUGUUGGCAAGCUUUGCCCAGGGCCUUUAAUGUGUAUCUCAGCGGGCCUUUUAUAUACACCUUUUUCUUAUAUUAUUCCACUAUUUUUACUUUGCGCGCACGCGCCUUUUGAAUGAAACAAAGAAUGUUGUAAAACCAUC
This is a messenger RNA of Kickxella alabastrina, 578 nucleotides long. Its product is annotated as thioredoxin-like protein. Lineage: Eukaryota; Fungi; Kickxellomycota; Kickxellomycetes; Kickxellales; Kickxellaceae. The coding region runs from base 94 to 468 and encodes 124 amino acids. Gene Ontology annotation, cellular component: endoplasmic reticulum. The transcript has a single exon. The record is from RefSeq and is a predicted model, not a curated record. Gene Ontology annotation, biological process: protein folding. Gene Ontology annotation, molecular function: protein disulfide isomerase activity.